This is a messenger RNA of Brachypodium distachyon (stiff brome), 1567 nucleotides long. RefSeq names its product SKP1-interacting partner 15. Gene Ontology annotation, molecular function: protein binding. NCBI's taxonomy places the organism in Eukaryota, Viridiplantae, Streptophyta, Magnoliopsida, Poales, Poaceae. The record is from RefSeq and is a predicted model, not a curated record. The transcript has a single exon. Bases 72 to 1292 code for a protein of 406 amino acids.
CUUCUUCUUCUCCACUUCCUCUUCCUUCCCCCCGCCGCAUCAGUUUGGGCUCGUUCGUUCCCCUUAUCCCCAUGGCCGCCGGCGGCGGCACCGCCGACGAGGAGUCGGCCCCGGCGGCGCCGAUCCACCACCUGCCGCCAGACGCGCUCCACAACGUGCUGCUGCGCCUCCCGCUGCGGGACGCCGUGGUGUGCCGCCCGGUCUCGCGCCUCUUCCACGAGACCCUCUCCUCGCCGUUCCUGGCCCUGCUCCCCGCGCUCCGUCUACUGCUGCUCCGCCACCCGCGCCCCGAGGGCGGGGGAUGCCUCCACGCCUUCGACCCGGAGCGCCGCCGCUGGCUACGCCUCCCCUUCACCUCCUUCCUCCCGCACCAGUCCUUCUCCCCAGUCGCAUCUUCCUCCUCCCUCCUCUACCUCUGGAUCGAGACCGCCGCCCCUGCGCCUCCCACCCUCCCCUCCUCCUCCUCGUCCUCCACCGCGCACCCGGCCAAGGCUCUCGCUGUUUGCAACCCUUUCGCUGGCACCUACCGCCUCCUGCCCCCGCUCGGAUCCGCCUGGGCGCGCCACGGCACCGUCCUCGCGGGCCCCGGCGGCAUGGUGCUCGUCCUCACCGAGCUCGCCGCGCUCUCCUACACCCCGUCCGGAUCUGGCAAGUGGAUGAAGCACCCGCUCUCGCUCCCCUCCAAGCCGCGGAGCCCCAUACUGGCCGCCGGCGCUGCCGCCGUCUUCGCGCUUUGCGACGUCGGCACCCCGUGGCGCAGCCAGUGGAAGCUCUUCUCCUGCCCGCUCGCCAAGCUCACCGGCGGCUGGGCGCCAGUCGAGCGCGUGGUGUGGGGUGACGUCUUCGAGAUCCUCAAGCGCCCGCGCCUGCUGGCUGGCGCUGGCGGCCGCCGCGUCCUUAUGAUUGGUGGUCUCAGGUCCUCGUUCGCCAUAGAUGCGCCUUGUUCCACGGUGCUCAUCCUCCGGCUGGAUCUGGCCACCAUGGAGUGGGACGAAGCUGGACGCAUGCCGCCCAAUAUGUAUCGUUGCUUCACUGGCCUGUGUGAGGCUGCUGCGCAGGGAAGCGCUAUGCCCACCCCGCCUACUGGCGGCAACAAUAAGGUUAAGGUGUUCGGGGGCGAUGGGAAGGUGUGGUUUGCUGGGAAGCGUGUUCGCGGGAAGCUUGCAAUGUGGGAGGAGGACGAAGUCGGGAGCACCGGUGGCAAGUGGGACUGGGUGGAUGGUGUUCCUGGAUACGGUGACGGUGUGUAUCGCGGCUUCGUGUUUGAUGGUGGGUUCACAGCAAUGCCUUGAGGCUGAUGAGAGACAUAUCCCGGAUCGGUGCGUGACCAUACGCUCACCUUAAGAUUUUUCAUUGAUCUGGGACAUCUAUCUACCCGCAUGAAGGGGAGUUGAUAUCUCUCCCAUACAUUUCAUUUACAUUGUACUUUCUUUAUUAGUUUGAUGAAAUACUUCCAGUUGUACCUGUUGAAUAUGAAACAAUCUGUCGGUUCUUUGUUGCAGACAUUAAGAUACUGUAGACAUUUUCUUUGUUAAGAUGAUAAAAUGUCAUAUUUGUUGGAUCAAAA